AUGCUCAUACAGGUCUCUUUUAAGAAACAGCACCCCGCCCGCGCCCCUCCAGUCCACACGCCCCUCUUCUACCGCACGAGUUCUCUCCUCCCGUUCAGACUGAGCUUCUCAAAAGAGUCGUCUACACCGCCGCCUGUUUUGCUCCGCCCCCCGCAAAACGGCAGCGCGGCGCAGGCCCGGCCCCUCGGUACUCGCGGACUUUUCUCCGUGUCGCUUCCCCUUCUUCCCGGCAUCCCCGUUUCCGCUUUCUCAUGGCUCUUUGGUUCUCCCACAUCUCAGGCGCUUCGCGCCCAGGGGUUCACUGACGUCAUCUCUCUGCGCUGCGCGGACACCCGCCGGUGGAGGAAGGAACAGCUCCGCCGCCCUUCGCUUCUUUUGUUGGGCAGCUACUCCUCCGGAGUCAUGGCGCCGUCGCUGUGGAAGGGGCUGGUGGGCAUCGGCCUCUUUGCCCUAGCCCACGCGGCCUUUUCCGCUGCGCAGCAUCGUUCUUAUAUGCGAUUAACAGAAAAAGAAGAUGAAUCACUGCCAAUAGAUAUAGUUCUUCAGACACUUCUGGCCUUUGCAGUUACCUGUUAUGGUAUAGUUCAUAUUGCAGGGGAGUUUAAAGACAUGGAUGCCACUUCAGAACUAAAAAAUAAGACAUUUGACACAUUAAGGAAUCACCCAUCAUUUUAUGUAUUUAAUCAUCGCGGUCGAGUACUGUUCCGGCCUUCGGAUACAACAAAUUCUUCAAACCAAGAUGCAUUGUCCUCUAACACAUCAUUGAAGUUACGAAAACUUGAAUCACUGCGUCGUUAAGAUUUUUAAAAAUUAUAAUAACAGAUUAGGACAGGACACAGAGCUGGAAUAUUGGAGUUUGGGGUACAAAGCACUCCCCCCCAUCAGUAUUUAUAUUGAUCUUUCAGACCUAAUUAAAAAAGUCUAUGACCCUUGUUUAUACACUGUUAAUCAAAUCAUUAAUGCAAUAUAAGUUAUCUGUGAAAUGAGUCUUUGAUCUUUCAUAGAGAGAAUUCUUUUUUCAUCUAAAACAAAUUCACAUGUUUUGUAAAAGUCACUGUUUUGAACACAUUUCUUUGAAAAAUGAUGGUUUUGUAAUUAUUUAUUUUCUUAGAUUUCUUUUCUUUUGCACUACAGUUUUCAGGAUCCUUUUGGAGAUAGUGUGACUACUGCAUUUUGCAGCAUGAAUGAUAGUAAAAUGAUCUUAAGUUCUUCUUAAGAACUUAUGGACUUAACGAAGUCCAUAAGUUCAACAAAUGGACUUCUCUAAAGAGACCAAAAUGGUGACUUAUCAGUUUUUCUUAUGCCCCCUAAAAAGUGGUUCUGCUUCAGCAGAUACUUGCCAGUUUUUAAUUUAUCCAUUACUUCUCACCCUACCCCGCUCCCAUAUACCUCCUAACAUCAGUCUUGUUUCAUCACUUCUCUGGGGUUCUGUGUGCAGUGAGCAAUUUUUGUGUCAGAAAUCCUUUGUCAUAACAAAUAUACUUAACAAACUCAGCUUGCUGUAAAGCUACUUGUGUUCUCUUCAUUUAUUGGUAAAAAAUGUCCCGAAUUGAUUAUGUAGUGUAAGAAUAGUUGAAGAUAGACCAAAAAGACCAUCCAUGAAUUAAUUAUCCUGCCUGUUAUUUUAUUGCAUACUAAACUAGUGAAUUAGUAAAAAUAAAGGAAACCUCAUUAAAGGUAGACUUCAACGGAAUUGGGCCAGAUAUGUUCUAAAUAUUUGGAACUCAUGUCUUUAAAAAAAUUAAGGUCAUUGAAGAGAUUGUUUCGUAGCUUCUGAUUUGUUUUCCAUCUUCAUUGUAUGUUGCUGAAGGUGAGGAGGAGGGUACAGAAUUUUUUUAGAAACAGUAAUUUCAGUUUUAGGGGAAUUUGGCUAGCUCUUUGAUCUGCAGGAAGCUUAACAUUUCUACAUUUCUUCGUAGAAAACAUUGCUUUUGUUGAAUCAUGCAGGUAUGGAAACAUUGCUUUUGUUGAAUUGUAUAGGUAUAAAGGGAAUAACUGUAUGCAGAUUUGAAAAGGAAAUGUGCUUUAGGCAAGAGUCAUGAGAUGUCCUUAUCCUUGAAGGCAUUUUUUUCCAUUAGUAAUGAACCUCAGCUCUUCUCUUCUGCCUGGUAACACAGCCUGAAGUGCAAGAUUAUUUUGUCAUUGGGUUUUUAUUCAUUGUUUAAUUUUGUUUUGCCAACCCAAUCUGUCUGUGGAACACUGACUCUGCUCUCUAAGGAGAACAAAGUUAGAAAUCUGUUGAAAACCUAAAAUAAUUUAGAAAUGAGUUUAAAAUGUGAAGUCAGGGAUUAAAGUGGUUGUAUUUAAAUCAGAACAGUGUAUGAGAAACAAGCUCCUUACAUCAGGCCUGUGUACCGUUUCCUCAGGUAUGACUUGAUUCGCAAGAGCGUCUUAUUUUCUUCUCUUUGGGGGCCUGUCUUCCUUUCCUAAUAUGUUUUAAUAAUAACUUUACUGAGAUAUAAUUCACAUACCUUACCAUUCACCCAUUUAAAAGGUACAAUUCAGUGGUGUAAUAUAUUCAUGAAGUUGUGCAACCGUGAUCACAGUGAAUUUGAGAACGUUGCCAUCAGCCCAGAAAGCAACCCUGUGCCCUUUAGCGGUUACCUGUCUUUUUCCCGCAAUGCCUCCCAGCCACUAAUCUACUUUCUGUCUCUGUAGAUGUGUCUAUUCUGGUCAUUUAAUACGAAUGGAUUCCUGCAGUAUCUGGGCUUUCAUGACUGGCCUCCCAAAUAUGGUUUUGUUCUAUGUGGAGUGAGAACUUCUCCUCUUGAGAACUGAUUGCUGUAAAAGGAAGUGGUUUGUAAAAAUCAGUAGAUGUAAGGAGGGAAGGUCACAUAUCGAACAGGUUUCUCAGUCCGUCUUACGCUGAAUAGUUUUUUUCUCAGAAGCAAGCAUUCAUGAUAUGUUACUACCUAUAAUAUUUUUGUCCAGUCUGUAAUUGACAUAGCAGUCUUCAGUUGUGUCUAAUUUUGCUAGGAGCUUGUAUACCUCUGGUCAGGUGAGCUUCCCCAUUUUUUUCUUUAAUUUCCUGCAGUGAAUUUAUGCUGUCUUUUAAAAGUAGGUACCAUAGGAUUUGGGUGACGGGUACUUCAUGACAGUGCUGAAUGGAUUAAGUUCAGAAUUCUAUUUAUACUACUAUGAGGCAGUACUAAGGUAGCCAAAAAUGUAGUCAUGCGAGCUAGUUAAGCCUGCAAUUGACUGUGAUUUCAGUGACAUUCAGAAGUGUGUACUGUUGAAGGCUCUGUAGAAUAUAGGAAGACUUAAUGACCAGGGAACCAGCCAAAUGCUAUGGCCUAGUGGGCCAGCUGCAGAAAAUGCAGAUUGGUGAAUUAGAGACUGUGACGCUCUGUAACUCCCUAACGAUUGUUUUCUAAGCAUUGUGGCUUAGCUUUGAGUGGCAUGACAGCAUCCCCCUGGUUGUAUGUGGCCUGUUUCCAUGAUGUAUUGAGUAGUGUUGUUUGUUGCGAGCAUCGAUGCCUGUAACACCAAGCUAAACACGUUCUUUUGGAUAUGUUUCCUCUCUUUAAAUGCCCUUGCCCUGUCCAAUAAAUAAAUGAUUGUCUCACCCUGUUUUUGGUAGUGGUUUUUUUUUGGUUUUGUUUUGUUUGUUUGUUUGUUCGUUUUACUUUUAAUCUCAUUUUCUUCUGUUUCUCUGUCCCCAGAAAAAUGUAAGAUCUAAUUUUAAUGAUUGUAUUUUUUCCAAUGUGAUGCUGUUUUACUAAAUUCAGUGGAUACUUUACUUUUUGUUGUACAUGUAAAGUCUUAUUGCAGCUUUAUGUUUUUUUAGAGUUGAAAUAGAAUGUGUAAUCUCAUUUGUAUUUAUAUUUAUGAAUUAUCAAAUGCCCUUUGGAGUAUACGAAUAUUGGUCUUUGAGUAGCAGUGUCUAAUCAUUCCAGCACAAAUGUGUUAUAUAGCCAAACUGCCAUUACAAAAUGGCAAUUUAUACUUAACAGGAAAUCAUGAUGAAAGCAUCAGGGGACAAAUCUAGAGUUUAAUGGAAGUCCAAGAGGAAGUUCUGGUUCGCAAAGCUUGGCGUUUAUCUGCAGUAUUUUGAAAGAUAGCACCACUAGUAUUCAAAUCUACAUAGGAAUAUCUCAAAAUAACCUACUAAUCAAGUAUUCUUUUAAAAGGAAAAAAAGAAAGGUGAUAUAUGCACAUGGCAAAAAAAAAACCCAGAUGGUACAGAGAGGCAUGAGAUUAAAACUUGCUCCCUUCCCUCCUGUUCCUAAUACCUCUCUCCAAAGGUAACCAGCUUUAAGUGUCUUGUAUAUUCUUUCAGGAAAAAAGUUAUUUGCCAGCAAAUAUAUACUUAAAAAGUUUUUACAUUAAUGGAAUCAGACUGUACCUUGCUUUUUUUGCUACCUGUGUCUUAUAAGAUCUUUCUGUAUCAGUAUGUACAGAAAUACCUCAUUCUUUUUAAUGACUGUGUGGUAUUCUAAUAUAUGAUGUGUAAUAAAUGUUCAAACAUUGAUGGGCUUUCAGGUUGUUGGCAAUGUUUUACUAUUGCUAAAGCAUAUUGCAGUGAACUUACUUGUACAUAUAAUGAGAUUAAACUAACAGGGUUACUGCCUAGCAAUAGAAUUGCUGGGUCAAAGGAUAGUUUUCAUUUUCAGGUCAGUAGUUGUUGCCAAACUGAUCUCCAGAAAUCUUUGCCCAAUUAUGCUUCCACAUAUAAUGUAUAAGAAUAAUUAUUUAUGAGGCUCUUGCCAAUACUGGGCCCUCAACUUUUAAAAAUUUGAUCAUCUGAAAGUGAAUAAAUGGUAUUUUGCAUCUUAAUGAAGUUAUAAUGCAUUUUAAUGAAGGAGAUGGAACACAUUUUCAUGUUUAUUGGUUAUUAUAUUUCAUUUCCUGUGAACUGUGUGGUCAUGUUCUGUUUUCUAUUAGAUGAUUUGUUUUUUAUUAGUUUGUAUGAGCUCUUUGUAAG
Molecule: messenger RNA, 4924 nt
Organism: Physeter macrocephalus (sperm whale)
Lineage: Eukaryota; Metazoa; Chordata; Mammalia; Artiodactyla; Physeteridae
Gene: MMGT1
Product: membrane magnesium transporter 1
Exons: 6
Coding region: 1-798 (265 amino acids)
Cellular component (GO): EMC complex; plasma membrane; early endosome
Source: RefSeq, a predicted model, not a curated record